UUUAUAAAGCUCCUGAGUCCCAGGUAGUUGUAUCCAAACGUCUAGCAGUUAUACAGUGUCAAGAUAUACAGACCUGUGUCAUUUCAGAGGAAGGCACAAUGCCCACGUUGUGGCCUCCACUUGUGAAAGGCGUUGUUUGUUUUCUUUUUAUCUUGCACUGUUCUGAUGCUCGUCCAUCAUACAUGAUUUCAGCUCCAACUUUUGUCAUUCCUGGAGUCAGUACAACCCUUGCUGUUCAUUGGUUUGGCCAAAACCAUUCUGAAAUUAGUGUCACUGCUGAAAUUUGGGAUAAUGGCAUGUCUUUGGCAAAUAACAGCAAAGUCUUCCAGAAGGAUUUUCUUGGAUUAAUCUCCAUACCCCCACUUUCAGUGAAUUCUUCUUCUACUUCUUAUUUAAUACGGGUCUAUGGAACUGCUGGGAAUGAACUGCUAUUCUCAAACAAUUACACAGUGGAACUGGACACAAAGAAUGUAUCUUUAAUUAUUGAAACAGACAAAAGUGCAUAUCAGCCGGGACAAGCUGUCAAAAUCAGAAUCAUCUCUAUCUUCCGUGACCUGAGGCCAUAUAAAGGACUUGUUAACAUUGUCAUACGGGACCCUCAAUCGAAUAUUAUAAAGCAAUGGCUGCAACAUAAACCUGACCUCGGAGUUAUCUCAGCAGAAUUCUUGCUGUCGUCCAAUGCCAUGGCUGGUACGUGGCGAAUUCAAGCAGAAACAGAUAUGACUACAAACAUGGGAGAGAUCUCUGUCAUUCAUUUUGAUCAGCCAAAAUUUGAUGUUACAAUUAAGACACCCUCUUUCUAUGUUGAUUCAAAGCAGCAAAAUCUCAUUGGCACAGUCAUAGCAAACUACACCUAUGGAAGACCUGUAAAGGGAAAUGCAACAGUUCUUAUUACCGCACUGUAUGACACUCACUCAAUGAAUGGAAUCAAGAAAACUUAUGCAAUGUCUGGAGCUGCAGACUUUACUUUUACAUAUGCUGAACUUUCAAGUUUGCUCAGUGGGCUUACUUUAAAUAUAACGGCCGUGGUGACAGAAGAACUGACAGGUAUUGAAAUGAGUAAGUCUACAUAUGUCAAAAAAGUUGAUUCUGAGUAUGAACUAAUCAUAGUUAGUCAGCCACCAGUUUUGAACCCUGGCAUUAACUUCACAACUAAGAUUCAGCUCCAGAGAAAAGAUCUUUUAUAUUUAACAAAAGAAGAAAGAGAAAACAACAUUUCAGUUAAAGUAACUCAAUCAGUUAUGCCUCAGCUUGUUGAAAACACAGAUAUGAAUAUCUCCACUGCAGCCACCAAUCUUAGCUACAUAGAUGCACGUCAGUACACCAUUCCAGAAUCGGGUAUUAUCAACAUUGUACUUCCACUGCAAGAAUCAAUUCAGCUCAUAAUUAUAGAGGCUGUAUAUCAAAACAUUACUCAGAAGUGGCGGAUGCAAAGAGAGCUUGAUUUCAGUUCUUAUGCACAGAUACAAUUGCCAGACUCUCCGGCACAGGUUGGGAAACCUUUUGAUGUAAAAGUUAAAACCAAACCAGAAGUUCAACACAUUCAUUAUGUGAUAAUGGCCGGGGGAAUUAUAGUAUCUACUGAAAAGACAAAUAGUGCCACAUUUACCCUCACUCCAGAAUAUUCAUGGGCUCCAGCUGCUGUUCUCAUGGUUUACUUCUUUAAUUUUAAUAAUAUGUCCCUUGACAUCAUACAAGCUUCUCGUACGAUUGAUAUUAAAGGCAUGUUUGAAAAUAAGGUUUCUUUGUCAUGGAGUAUAACCAAAACAGCACCAUCAGAAAAUGUGAUUUUGAGUGUCAACGUUACAGAGGCAAGAUCUUUGGUGGCACUGCGAGUUGUUGAUAUUAGUGACAAGCUCCUAUCCAAUGGCAAUAAUUUAAAAGAAAAAGUGGAGACAGAAAUUAAAUCAUACUCAAAGGGAUUUAUGAACAGCUUGAGUGAUGGCAGCAUUCAUUAUAACGGAAUUCUCCCGGAGGAAUUUGUUGCAGAACUGCUCAUUAUUAAAGACGAAGUUGAGCCGCCUCCAAAUGUCCCAAUUGUCUUUCCAGAGACCUGGAUUUGGCUAGAAACUAACAUCAGCUCAGGAAACAGAAGCAGCCUUCCUGUAACCGUCCCUGAUGCAGUUACAUCUUGGAUGGCCAGUGCUUUUGUAAUCUCUGAUGUACAUGGCCUUGGAGUAACCGAAGAACCUGUUGAGCUUCAAGCUUUUCAGCCUUUCUUCAUUACCCUUAAUGCACCCUAUGCUGUUACUAGAGGGGAACAGUUCAUCCUGAGAGUUUUGCUCUUCAACUACCUAGAAGAAAACUUACAGGUCAAUGUAAGUCUGGAAACUAAUAAUGCUUUUGCCAUAAUUAUACCAGAAAAUGACAAUGGUGGAAUACCUUGGCAACGCAAUGUAUCAGUUCGAAGCAAGGAAUCUGAAAUCAUUUUCUUUCCUAUAAGCCCAAUGAAACUUGGUGCGAUUUCCAUCACAGUCCGAGCAAUGUCUCGAACAGCAUCUGAUUCUGCAACUCAGAAAAUACGGGUAAAGGCUGAUGGGGUGCAGAAUUUUUAUACCCAGAAUUUGAUUUUAGAAGUUAAUGGAACUGGAUCUAUAUCGAAGCAGUUAUCAUUCACUUUCCCCACUGAUGUGGUUUCAGGCAGUGAACAAGCCUCUGUUUCUGUUGUUGGUGACUUUCUUGGACCAUCAAUUAAAGGUCUUGAGUCUCUGAUCAGGAUGCCGUACGGUUGUGGAGAACAAAACAUGAUUAACUUUGCUCCAAAUAUAUAUGUGUUACAGUAUUUAAUAACUACUUCCCAGCUGACAGAAGACAUUAGAAGAAGAGCUAUUAGCUAUAUGGAACAAGGCUAUCAAAGAGAACUGAAUUAUAAGAGGGACGAUAAUUCAUUCAGUGCAUUUGGUAACACCGAUUCUUCUGGAAGUAGUUGGUUGUCAUCAUUUGUAGUUAGGUGUUUUCUUCAAGCCAGAUCAUUUAUCAACAUCAGUCCAGAACUUUUGAAUAAGACUGUUGAAUGGCUGAUUCAGCAGCAGGAUCAAGAAACUGGUAAAUUCCUAGAACCAGGGCAUGUCUUUCAUACUAGACUCCAGGGUGGAUUAAAUGGACCCAUCACUCUUACAGCAUACAUUCUAACAUCUCUGCUGGAAAACAGUCAGUACAGGAAUCUUUAUGCAUCCAGAGUUGAUAAAGCAGUACAAUAUCUUGAAAAAAAAUUUGAAGGGGGAAUUUCCAGUAACUAUACUUUGUCAAUUGUGGCUUAUGCACUGUCAGUGGCCAACAGCACUAAAGCAUCUGCAGCCCUCACCCAGCUCAAUUCAAGAACAAGAAACAAUGGUGGACUGAUGUACUGGUCUACCACAACUGGAGCAUCAAACUACUGGCAGCCCCCCUCUGCAGACAUUGAGACAGCGGCUUAUGCACUGCUCUCCCACUGCCAACAGAACAGGAUUGCUGAAGGCGUUCCCAUCAUGAAUUGGCUGGUCCAACAAAGAAAUAACCUCGGGGGUUAUUCUUCAACUCAGGAUACCAUAAUGGCUCUGCAGGCAUUAGCCCAGUUUAUGGCAGUCAUUCCAUUAAAUAAAGAAACUUCUCUCGCUGUAUCAGUUACUGGUUCCGGUUCUUUUGCACCAAAAUCAUUUCAGAUAACUAAUGAAAAUCUUCUGGAUGUACAAAUUCAGCAGAUUGAUAUAACCGAUCCCAUGUUAUUGAAUGUUUCUGCAGUUGGAAGAGGAAUAGCUAUUUUCCAGCUUAAUGUGAUUUAUAACAAGAGGGUUUUACCCAGGCAUAAGCGAAGCACACCCAGUAAAGAGGCGUUCACUUUAGAUGUUACACCAACAGAUGUGGCAAAUAACACUGAGCUGCUUUAUGUAGCUGUAUGCUCAAGCUAUCAAGGAACAGAGAGUGAGAUUGGCAUGGUACUUUUAGACAUCGGCUUUCUUAAUGGAUUCAUAUUACACCCAAAAGGAAUUCCUGAAAGUGGGUUACUUAAAAUGGUUGAAAGAAAGGAAGACAAAGUAUAUCUCUACUUUGAAUCGAUGACUAAAGAUCCAGUUUGUGUAACUGUUCUACUGGUUCGAAAUGCAUCGGUAGCUGGUUCUCGAGAUGCGGUCGUCACGAUCACUGAUUAUUAUAAUCCAACAAACUCUGUUACAAGAACCUACAAUUCAGACACAAUGAAAAAGAUCUCCAUUUGUGAUUUCUGUGAAUCGAAUUGUACUCUCUGCCAGUCCAAUGUAUUUGCAAAGGCUCCGAGCAACAGUACAACUUUGCCAACAUUCACCCUGUUUUGGUUUUGCUUGAUCUGCAUUUGCAGUCUUUUACAGCAGAAAAUAUUUUUUUAAAUCCAUUAUGCAUUUGAAGUGCAAAUAUAAUUAUAAAAGAUUGUAAGACCAGUAAGACCAGAAUUGGUAAAAAUGAGCUAAUCCUGAUUUUGCUGCCGGAUCAAUUUUUUAACAAGAAGAAAAAAAAUGUAUUUUGUAAAAUAA
Xenopus laevis (African clawed frog) is the source of this 4484-nucleotide messenger RNA. RefSeq names its product CD109 antigen (gene cd109.5.L). Lineage: Eukaryota; Metazoa; Chordata; Amphibia; Anura; Pipidae. The transcript has 33 exons. The coding region runs from base 99 to 4340 and encodes 1413 amino acids. The record is from RefSeq and is a predicted model, not a curated record.